GUCAUUAGGAAUAGUCAGAAGGCUAUAAAUUUGGGCAAGAGAGGAGGCCAAACCGUCACUUCAGUAUAAUUGUUUUUCUUUUCUGAUCUACCUUCAAAGCUUCUGUCACUACAAUUUGAUUAGGUCUUGUCUACAUCACCAUGGCUUUCUGGAACAGAUUCUUGCCUCUUCUGGCACUGCUUGCUGUUUUGGCUCCUAUGACUAAUCAUGCUUUAUCCAGUCAGCAUCUGUGUGGCCCUCAUCUAGUAGAUGCACUUUACCUUGUAUGUGGAGAACGGGGCUUUUACUAUGACUCCAAACGACGGCGGAAUGUUGAAGAAUCCCUAGCAAAUGGGUUGGAUGAACUGUCAUUCCAGACACAUGACUUACUGAAGAGAGGAAUUGUGGAAAAAUGUUGUGAAAACACCUGCACCCUUUAUGAUCUAGAAAACUACUGCAACUAGAGGAGAAACCCUGCGGGGGAAGCAAGAUAAGCACUUUGCUAUUGCACUUUCCAAGUCAUGAAUAAAAAUCCUAUGAAUCUA
Molecule: messenger RNA, 524 nt
Organism: Sphaerodactylus townsendi
Lineage: Eukaryota; Metazoa; Chordata; Lepidosauria; Squamata; Sphaerodactylidae
Gene: INS
Product: insulin
Exons: 3
Coding region: 141-443 (100 amino acids)
Cellular component (GO): extracellular region
Molecular function (GO): hormone activity
Source: RefSeq, a predicted model, not a curated record